Molecule: messenger RNA, 1353 nt
Organism: Triticum turgidum subsp. durum (durum wheat)
Lineage: Eukaryota; Viridiplantae; Streptophyta; Magnoliopsida; Poales; Poaceae
Source: the annotation of a GenBank genome assembly
AUGCCAUUUGGUAUGUUUGUAGGAGUUAGUAACCACUUUGAGAGUGUAAUCUUCGCUGGAGUAUUCUUGACUAAUGAGAAGGAAGAGAAUUUCCGUUGGGCUUUUAAGCAAUUUGUUGCUAUGAUGGGUGGGAAACCACCAGUUACUAUUCUUACAGAUCAGGCUAGGGCCAUUGGAAAUGCAGUCAUGGCAGAGCUUCCUAAUGCAACACAUAGAUGGUGCAAAUGGCACGUUCUGAAGAGGGCUCAUGAACUUCUUGGUGUUGUUUACAGAAAUCACAAAACCUUUGCUGAUGAUUUCCAUAAGCUAGUAAAUCACAUGCUAACAAUACAGGAGUUUGAAGAUGCAUGGAAUUUUGUUACGUACACUAAACUGAUAGACGAUCGGGAGAGUUGUGACGCAGAAGCUGAAAGGAAGAACAAACAGAAAAUAUUAAAGGUCCAUUUUGGAUAUCCCAUGGAGAAGCAUGCUUCUGUUAUCUAUACACCAAAGGUUUAUAAUCUAUUCAAGAAGGAGCUCAUUAAGUCUACAUCAUACCUUGUGCUUCCUAGCCAUGAGGAACAUACUUUUGUUGUGAAGCACGUCCAGGCCGAGUCUAGGGAAUUGUGGUCUAAAGUAAUUUACAAAAUCAAAGUAGAUGAGUCAAUUGGAUAUUACACAUGUGAAUGUGGACUUGACGAACAUUUUGGUGUUCUUUGUAGCCACGUCCUAGCGAUUUUUGUGAACCGAGGUGUCUGCAAAAUUCCAGAUUGUCACAUAAUGAAGCGGUGGACAAAGCAAGCUAGGUCAUCUACUUUCAGCAACAAGUUGGAGAAAUAUAUCGGCGACACUAACGAGGAAUCGAGAUCAUUUAGGCACCAGCUAUUAUAUUUCGCGGCAAUAAAUAUAGUUAAUGAAGCUGAGAUCGAUCCAGAUGCAUUUGCAAUUGCAAAGUCUAAUUUUACUCGUUGCAAGAAGGAAUUACAGGAGCACAGACUUUCAAAGACAACUACAUGCCAGGUAGGAUAUGGAUCAAUGCCUGAAGAUGAAGUAAGUACACAUUCUGGUGUUCAACUGGAAGGCAAUGAAGUUAGUGAAUCAUGUGUUCAAAUAGUUGAUACCACAAAAAACAUUACUAUUCCAGUUUCUUCAAUUCUUGCACCUGCUAUAAUGAAGAGGAAUGGUAGACCUUCCAAUAAAAGGUACAUGUCUAGCAUGGAAGCAAACAUCAAGAAGAAGAAACGUGGGAAAAAACCAGACCCAAAGAGCAAACAAGCUGGUGGUGUGAUGGGUGUUGUCCAGUCCAGGUUUUGCAGCAAAUGUCGAUCGCCAACACACACUAUCAAAGAUUGCCCGCAGCUCUAUUUACCUUAA